UAAAUCUUUUUAUCAAGAUCAUCCCGAAUAUCUCGCUACAGUACGAAAUGGGUGCCCAAAUAUCGAAAAGAAAGCACUUCAGAAGGCCAUUCAAAUGUCUUAAAAACACACUCAAUCUUUCUUCUGUCUCCCGAGCUACAAAAGAAUCAGUUAAACUCAACACUGGAGAGAUUGCCUGUAGAGAUUCUAUUGAAAAUCAUUCGAUAUCUCAAUGUCUCAGAUGUUUCCAUUGCAUUCACAUCUCCUCGCAUGUAUGUAAUAUUCAAAGACGUGUUUCCGCGACCAAUUAGUUUAUGUAACACCGAUGUUACCCCUCAUAUCGAUCAUCUUGAUGCUCUCAAGAGCAGAAAAGUGCAUUCAAAACUCAUCAAGUACGCGCCAAUGCUGCGUAUAUAUAAGCGCAAAGACUACAUAUACAGAGUAGUAACACGCGUAUGUAAGCCGGCAAGAUACGAUAUGAAUCUUGAGAUCUUAUAUCGCUACGAACACUAUGGUCGGUUUCUUCGUCGACCAUAUUACGAUAACAAAACGAAUUACAAAGAUCUUAAGGACAAGUAUCGUGAUUAUGAGUUGUUCGCCCAUUGCUGGGCCAAAAUUAUGGAGGGAGUAUUCACAUAUCCGUACCCGCACAACAAGGGACGAGUCAUCUACGAGAUGGAAAUGAAGCAAGAAAUUCGUCGGUUACUGGAUUCCAUGGAUGAUGCAACUCCUAAGCAGUAUAUCUUACGCGAGUUUUUCAUGACGGAGUUCCUAGCAAUUGGUUCGUAUGAACAGGUGAAAGACCUCGUUCUUGUAAAUUUGUCUUUAAUACAUUUUAGUCAAUAGAGAGAGAUGUCAAACUUCUGAUUUCAGACGGAGACAAA
Molecule: messenger RNA, 863 nt
Organism: Botrytis porri
Lineage: Eukaryota; Fungi; Ascomycota; Leotiomycetes; Helotiales; Sclerotiniaceae
Exons: 2
Coding region: 250-825 (191 amino acids)
Source: RefSeq, a predicted model, not a curated record